This is a messenger RNA of Anarrhichthys ocellatus (wolf-eel), 4452 nucleotides long. Its product is annotated as CCR4-NOT transcription complex subunit 3-like. Gene Ontology annotation, cellular component: CCR4-NOT core complex; nucleus. Gene Ontology annotation, biological process: regulation of DNA-templated transcription. Bases 181 to 3048 code for a protein of 955 amino acids. The record is from RefSeq and is a predicted model, not a curated record. The transcript has 20 exons. Lineage: Eukaryota; Metazoa; Chordata; Actinopteri; Perciformes; Anarhichadidae.
UGGAUGUGCGGAGUGAUUGUUUAAGCGAGAAGAAUUGACAUUAUAUUUUUUUUAAAGGAAAAAACAGCCUUUGUACUGAAUCGUUGAAGAUUUACCGGAGUGUGGCGACCGAGGGAAGACAUCGCAGCUCGGUAAAAUCCAGUGAAAGACGGCAUGAAGACAUCAUCCUAGUCAUCAGUCAUGGCCGAUAAAAGGAAACUUCAAGGUGAAAUAGAUCGAUGUCUGAAAAAAGUAGCGGAAGGAGUCGAACAGUUUGAAGACAUUUGGCAAAAGAGAUCAGUAGAGUUGCACAAAGCUAAAACAAAUCUUCACAAUGCAGCCAACGCCAACCAGAAGGAGAAAUAUGAAGCAGACCUCAAGAAGGAGAUUAAAAAGCUUCAGCGUCUUCGAGACCAGAUCAAGACGUGGGUUGCAUCCAACGAGAUCAAAGACAAAAGGCAGCUAGUAGAGAACCGCAAACUCAUAGAAACGCAAAUGGAGCGGUUCAAAAUAGUGGAGAGAGAAACCAAGACGAAGGCGUACUCUAAAGAAGGGCUGGGUCUGGCCCAGAAGGUGGACCCGGCCCAGAAGGAGAAGGAGGAGGUCGGCACGUGGCUGACGAACACGAUCGACACGUUGAACAUGCAGGUGGACCAGUUUGAGAGCGAAGUGGAGUCUCUCUCAGUCCAGACGAGGAAAAAGAAAGGAGACAAAGAGGACCGGAUUGAGGAGCUGAAGAAGUUCAUUGAGAAGCAUCGGCACCACAUCCGGAUGCUGGAGACCAUACUGAGGAUGCUGGACAACGACUCGAUCCAGGUUGACUCCAUCAGGAAGAUCAAGGAUGACGUGGAGUAUUAUCUAGACUCGUCGCAGGAUCCGGACUUUGAGGAGAACGAGUUUCUGUACGACGACCUGGACCUGGAUGACAUCCCUCAGACGCUGGUCGCCACCUCCCCGCCGGGGAACUCGCAAUUGGAGGACGAGAUCUUCCAGAACUCGAGCAGCACACCAAACUCCACCACCUCGUCUUCACCCAUCCCGCCGUCGCCGGCCACUUGCACUACGGAGAACUCAGAAGAUGACAAGAAGAGAGGACGUUCAACGGACAGUGAAGUCGGUCAGUCACCUGUGAAGAACGGGAACCCCUCUUCCUCGUUAUCCUCAUCUUCCUCCUCCUCUUCCUCCUCCUCCUCCUCCUCCUCUUGCUCCUCCUCCUCCGUCUCUGGACUGACCUCAUCCUCGCUCGGCUCCGCGACCAUCGCCGGAGGAGGAGGAGGAGGGCUCGGCGGCUCCGGGUGCAGCAGUCACCUGGGCAGCCUGGGGGGUCUCCUCUCCAACACGUCCGCCGGCAGCUACAGCAACGCCACCCAGCAGCCGCCGCACCCGUCGGCUCAGCACCAGCAGCAGCAACAGCAGCAACAGGCCAAAAACUUAGUCAGCGCCUCCUCCUCGGCUCCCAUCUCCAUCCCCAUGGCCUCCUCCAACAGCCACCUGGCCUCCUCUUCUCCCCCCAACGCCAUCACGCAGGGGCUCUUCACCUCCAUGUCCCAGACUCAGGCUCUGUCCGGGUCCACGCCGACCUCCAACAGCCUGGGCCUCAGCCUGGGGCUCUCGUUGGGGAAAGGCGGCAUGAUGUCCGGGUCCAUGACCUCCAGCCCGAUGUCCGGGAGCCUCGGCCUGUCGGGGAUGAGCAACAUGGCGAGCCUCCUGUCCGGCUCCUCCCCGGCACCUUACGCUCAGGCGGCCGCCUCAGGAGCGAUCGGCUCCGGCCUGCCGGGCUCUCUUGGCGGCGUCGGCAUCAACCCCACGACGACCAACAGCUCGGCGGGCUCCAUCGGCAGCGGGAGCAUCACAGUCGGCGGGCCGACGUCCUUGACCGGAGGUCUGCUGGGCCCGGCACCGGGGCUGACCAGUGUCGGCUCUGUGAUGCUGGGUCUGAGCUCCGGUCAGUCGGGGAUGCAGGGCUCUUCCCUGAUGUCGCUGAGCCCAGUAGGAGGUCUGCCGCCGGGUAGCGGAGUGGGAGUCAUCGGGAGCAACGGGGGCGGCUCUGGAACGGGAGGCAGCGGCGUCCUGGGCGGAGGCCUGUCUCUCUCCGUCAGGCCGUCCAGCCAGCAGAAGCAGAACGGCAGCUCCAGUUACAGCGCUGUGUUAGCAGACAGCUCAAUAGACUCCGCCCUCACCAGUGCCAGCCAAUCACAAAUCAGCCAAUCCUUGUCCUUGACCUCCCAAGCCAGUCAGCCUAAGGACACUGGUCCCAGCUUACUGGGCUCUAUUUGUUUGUCGUCCGGCUCCCCAUCGGCGGCCUUCUACAGCGAGGCCAAAUCGGUGAGCGGCGGCAGCCUGCUGAACGGACCGCUGUCCUACUCGCAGUCCUCCGACAGCAUCAAGCCACAGGAGCCUCUGAGCAGCCUGAAGUCCAUGGCCGAGCGAGCAGCACUCAGCUCAGGGAUGGAGGGUGACGUGCCCUCCCUGCACCUCACCCCAGUCUCCGUCUCCCGUCUCUCUUCAGACAUCUUUCCCAGCAGCGUCGUGGUCUCCUCGGGCCCCCCGUCGGCUCCUCAGCUCUCGCUGUCGGAGGUCAGCAUCCCGCCGUCAUUGGGGGUCUGCCCGCUGGGGCCGGUCCCCCUGUCCAAAGACCAGCUCUACCAACAGGCCAUGGAGGAGGCGGCGUGGACUCACAUGCCCCACCCGUCCGACUCUGAGAGAAUCAGGCAGUACCUGAUGAGGAACCCCUGCCCCACCCUGCCUUUCCACAACCAGGUGCCACCGCCUCACUCCGACACUGUAGAGUUCUACCAGAGGCUUUCCACAGAAACCCUCUUCUUCAUCUUUUACUACCUGGAGGGCACUAAGGCCCAGUAUCUGGCAGCCAAAGCCCUGAAGAAGCAGUCCUGGAGGUUCCACACCAAGUACAUGAUGUGGUUUCAGAGGCACGAAGAACCCAAGACCAUCACGGAUGAGUUUGAGCAGGGAACGUACAUUUACUUCGACUAUGAGAAAUGGGGCCAGCGGAAGAAGGAAGGCUUCACGUUUGAGUACCGGUACCUAGAAGACCGAGACCUCCAGUGACCUGCGGCCGGAUGAACGGACAGCUGAGGAAGUGAGGGGGGGGGGCAAACGGAAGAAGACGGCUGCUGACAUUCCUGGCUUCGACCUCGCCUCGUUGGUGGAGGGGGUGAGCGGGUGACCCUUCAACCCUCCCUCGUCACCCUCACCCCGGCAGUGAUUGCUCCUGUCAUCCUUCAUCCUCCUUCCUCUUUCUCCCUCCUCUCCAUAAUCAGGCCUUUUUUUCCCCAUCUUUUCCUGAACUGGAACUUUCUUUAUAUCAAGACUCUGGUUUGGUUUGGCAGAAAAAACACACACACACACCUUAUAAUCAGACUAUCGUGAGCCUUUCCCCCUCGGUGUUCUCUUCGUAUGUUGGCUUUAAAAAUCGUUUAUUUAGCCUCUUAAGAACCAAAGAGAGUUGGUUAAUCACAGUACACACACACACACACUAAGUCUGUGCUGUGUCGGUGCUCCAUGUCUGGACUCGAGUGUAGAAUGUGGCUUUAUUUUGGUAAAUCCAGCGUCAGACGGGAUGUGAACUGACUCGAGGUCAGCCGCAAGAACUCAGCGACCCGUAACCUGUAAGAACCGGUAACGUGGAGGCUCUGCCUGGUUCAUUCUCUGUAUUAUACAAACCAGAAGGCUUUGGACAUACGCUCAGAUUAUUAGGUACGCUUAGGUAAAUACACCGGCAGCAGAGUGCUAUUGAAGAGGCAAAACCUCCUCUAAUGCAUAUCUGGACAUUUUUAUGCGUUAUAUCAUUGUUUUCAGUGGUGGGACAGACGAUAGAGAAUGUGCCGAUAUGAACUUAAUUAUUAGGACUCACUCACUCUGUAACGUCAUUUCACUAAAGCUCCUCGUUACUUCGGGGGUAAAAAAAAUAGCUCGCUGCCGGAAAAGUACAAACGCUACACAAAUAUUAUCGUGAAAUGUAAUUUAAACUGAAAAUACAGAACGAGAAAAGAGCUGAACUUCCAUAAACCUCCACAUCAUUAAACAUUCGUUCCCCCCAAAGCCAUCGGCUACGACUUCAGCUACGGGUCGUUUCCGCUCUAAUCGAACCAAAGGAGCGACCUCUCGCUCUGACACCCCUUGUUUUUCGGUGGUGUUCUCCGGUUCUCCUGGUGCUCCUAGCUCGUUGAGCUCCGUCGCCUCGACACAGAACCGGUAUACCCGACCGGCGUAACACCGACACAUCCGUCUGUUCACCAAGGUGGGAAAAACGAACGCCGCCGCCAGCCGAAUGUGGGUAACCGUCGUUGGUAGGUGGCACCGCAGAGGUGCCACCUACCAACCAGCUAGCCUGGCUCUGUCCAAGGGCCACAGAAUUAUCUUCACUUAUUAACACGUUCCACAUCGUUUAAUCCAGUGUUAAAAGACAAGUUCUUGAGGUUCAAAGGGACUAUUUCUUGUGAAGUUGACCCU